Messenger RNA from Talaromyces amestolkiae, 2124 nucleotides. RefSeq lists its product as uncharacterized. Bases 1 to 2124 code for a protein of 707 amino acids. Gene Ontology annotation, molecular function: chromatin binding. Lineage: Eukaryota; Fungi; Ascomycota; Eurotiomycetes; Eurotiales; Trichocomaceae. Gene Ontology annotation, cellular component: nuclear inner membrane. The transcript has 2 exons. The record is from RefSeq and is a predicted model, not a curated record.
AUGGCGUCUAACAUAGACGACCUGGAGUACCUUGCGCCGGGCUUCGAUCUAUCAUCAUUGACUAUGCCUGCAUUGCGAACUGUCCUCGUCAAACAUGAUGUAUCCUAUCCUUCCUCCGCGAAGAAGGCCCAACUGGUUGCACUUAUCGAGGAAAAAGUUCUACCCCAAGCGAAAAAACUUCUCCGCGAUAGAGACCGUGUUCGCCGCACAAGUGCUGGAAUUACCGAUAUGAGCAGUCAAUCUAAUUCUGAAGCAAAUGGGGACGAAGAUGAAGUCAAUGAUAGAGAUUCGAUGCCGCCGCCAUCUACCGCCGGAAGCCGACGUGCACGCUCUCGACCAAGCACACGAGCAUCGACCGUUGAUACUGAUGAUAGUGCUUUACUGCAGGCUACACCAAGGCGUCGAGGCCGUCCUAGCAGAAGUACCCGAGCGUCGGAUGCGGAAACCACGGAUGAUAACCUUGCGACUCCCGUUCUACCCGCGGCAACACCUAAAGCACGAUCUACUGCUCGUAGAACUCGCAAAAGUGAAGCGGUCCCGUCAUAUGAUGAAUAUGUUGAACGUACGCCAAGUAUCAAGACUGAAAGCCGAGCGGGUAGCGUUUUCACCGAUGAGAAUCCUUUCCAAAGCGGUAGCUCGCCUACGUCUCACGAGCCGACCCCAAGAGCUCGAACCGUUAGCGGGGAUCGCAAACGAAAAAGUACACCUCGUGUCUCAAGCGACGGCACUCUCGUAGCAGAAAACCGAGGUAAACGAGAAUCAGUUCGUCCUAUCAAGAUCAAGCAAGAGGAGGACAUCAUCACGCCUAGGAAGUCGACUUUUGAGUUUCCCGUAUCCCGCCUCCGAGCAGCCACGCCACACUUAGAGGAUGAGUCCGAGCCUGAAGCUGGGGAAGAGUUCACUCCAGAUGAGCAAUUGGCUCUUGAGACAGCUAAUGCUGAGUUACGAGCCGUCGUAAGCAGCCACCACAUUGCAGUUUCAUGGAGAUUGCCCACGCUCGUCAUCUUCUUUCUUCUAUCUCUCUGCGGAGUCUAUUGGCGUCAUGAGAAAUUCGAGAUUGGCUUCUGUGGCAUAGGCAAAUCCAGAUGGUCUCUUGCAGAUACCAAUGUACCCGUGUGGGCACAUGUGCUAGAACCUCAGUGUGAACCUUGCCCACCGCAUGCCUUCUGUUUGGAGAAUCUUAAGAUUGAGUGUGAAAAAGACUUUGUGGAGGAAUACCACCCACUCUCGCUGAAUGGCUUUUUACCGAUCCCACCCAAGUGUGAAGUCGAUAACGAGAAGACUGAUCGCAUCAUCGCCGUCGCUAACAGGGCGGUCCAAGAACUCCGCGAACAGCGAGCUAAGUACGAAUGUGGAGAUGGUACCGAAGCCAAAACUCCGUUCAUUUCAGAACCAGAACUCAAGAAGGUCGUCUCGCAUAAACGUGGUCCACGCGCCAAAAUGAGCGACUCAGAAUUUGAUGACUUGUGGGCGUCAGCUCUGGGAGAAUUAGUUGCCAGAGAAGAAGUUACUACAAGCGGAGGAACUUCAUCCCGCGCCUUCGCAAGUGACUCACUCGCCAACCUUCCCAUCAUCUGCGGAUUCCGCCGUCACCUCCGACUCUCUCUCAUCGCGUAUCGACUCCCUAUUUUCAUUCUAGUUCUCUCUGUGGUUGGUCUAGCCUAUGUCAGAGCCGAGUUUCUCGCUCGACGAGCGGAUAUUGCCCGUGUGCCUGAGCUUGUAGGGACUACGCUUGACCGUCUUUCGACUCAAGCUGCUUUACAUAGACGUGGAGAGGCGUUGGAGCCCUGGAUUGCGAUUGGUCAGCUACGAGAUGAUGUUUUACGCUCUGAGUUGAGGGGCAACCGUCGAGAGAAGCUCUGGAAGCGUGUGAAGGCAGUUGUUGAAGGCAAUGCCAAUGUACGAGCAUCGGUCCGCGAAAGCCGUAGCGGGGAUGUUGCUCGAGCGUGGGAGUGGACUGGGAGUACAGGCAAUCAUCUGGAUAGUGUUCGCCGGGAGAGUGGAAGGGUGAGAUUUUCCCUAUCUCCCGGAGACGAGACCACGCCAGCGAUUGACGAAGAUAUGAGCAUUAUGCGAAGCCCUAGGGCGUCGCGCAAGUGGGACGAGGGACGUCCAAUAUACUAA